AUGGUGUUGCAGAUUGAAGUCAUGAAGAUGCUCGAUCAUCCCAAUAUCGUUCGGCUGUAUGAGACGUACUCGGAGAAGGAGAAGCUGCACCUUGUGAUGGAGCAUUGCGAAGGCGGCGACCUCUUCGACUUCCUCAUGAAGACUUAUCAGCUCACUGAGCGCGGGAUCUCAGAACUCGUUGCGAAGAUGCUGAGUGCUGUCAAUUACCUGCAUCAAAGAGGAAUCGCGCACAGAGAUAUCAAGCCCGAGAACUUUCUCUUGGAGUCGAAAGCAUCGCACGAAGGGUUCGGUGAGAUCAAGAUAAUCGACUUCGGAUUCAGCAAGGUUUUUCAUGGAACCAACGAUCUCCAUAACAUGCUGGGAUCGCCUUACUACGUCGCCCCCGAGGUGCUGUCCGCGUAUGGACCGCAAUGUGACAUCUGGUCUCUAGGGGUCGUUAUUUACACGAUGCUCUGUGGGCAGCCGCCAUUCUACGGCGACGACAACAACCAAAUCUACAAGGACAUUCAGACUGGCGAGUACGAAUGGCCAGAGGACAUCGUGGUCUCGAAGGAAGCAAAAGAUUUCGUCAGUCAGAUGCUUGUUCUUGAUCCUGAAAAGAGAAUCACGGCAGCUGAAGCCCUGCAGCAUCCUUGGAUCACUUCGGCAUCGAAGCUUGAGGUGAAUCCUAUCACUUCUCGGAUGCUUUCCCAGCUCUCCAAGGUCCGUGAUAUUGGCAAGCUGAAGAAGCAAGCUCUGCUCGCAAUCGGAUACUCGCUUGACCGCGAAUCGAUCCGACAAAUGCGAGAAACGUUCCGAUCUCUAGACAAAGAGGGCAAGGGACUCAUCAGCUUCGAUGACCUCCACAAUGCCAUGAUUCAGUUCGGCAUGAAACGUGAACAAGUCGAAGAGCUCUUCAUGUCGAUCUCAGAGGGCAACAGAGAUGGAAUGAUCGAGUACACCACGUUUGUCGCUGCAUGUCUGGAGAAGCAGACGUACUUGGACCAGUCACAAGUGUAUCACGCAUUCCACAAAUUCAAGGACAAGAGUGGAUCCAUCACAGCUGAAAGCUUGCGCGAAAUUCUCGGAAGGAGGUUCUCCCUCCAAGAGGUGGAGCAGAUGGUGCAGGAAGCUGACCUGACCGGAGAUGGGAAAAUCUCUUGGGGAGAAUUCACGCUGAUGAUGGGGAACAGACUCCCAGUCUCCAGAGUCGCCUGGAGGGUCCUCCCACUCUUCGAGGGGCUGUCUGCAGACGAGGUACCUCUCGCUCUCUCCCGUGCUCAUCACUGA
Guillardia theta CCMP2712 is the source of this 1269-nucleotide messenger RNA. RefSeq lists its product as hypothetical. The transcript is spliced from 5 exons. Gene Ontology annotation, biological process: peptidyl-serine phosphorylation; protein autophosphorylation; intracellular signal transduction. The record is from RefSeq and is a predicted model, not a curated record. Gene Ontology annotation, cellular component: nucleus; cytoplasm. NCBI's taxonomy places the organism in Eukaryota, Cryptophyceae, Pyrenomonadales, Geminigeraceae. Gene Ontology annotation, molecular function: ATP binding; calcium-dependent protein serine/threonine kinase activity; calcium ion binding. Bases 1 to 1269 code for a protein of 422 amino acids.